AUGCGUGGAGUUAUUUCUCAUGAUUUUCUUGAUCCAACAAGCAGCAAAGAAAUUGAGAACAUAAUUCACUGCUGUCUUCAACAUUUUGAGUAUGAUGAUGCAGUAAUUCUGGCUGAAUUGUAUCAUGAGACUGUGAAUACAGGUGAUUCUCUAUAUUUGUAUGCAUAUUGCUUGGCUCGCGCUGAACGUUUAGAAGCGGUAUAUAGUUUACUGAAGCUCAAAUUUUUAACAUCUUCUCCAGAAAUUCGUUAUUUAUUUGCACAUUGCUGUUAUCAUCUUGAAAGAUAUCAAGAAGCUGAGUUAUCUCUACGCAUACAUGAUCAGCCAAAAUUGGAUGAUUGUUUUAUCAGUACAUCGGUGGAGUCAUUUGCUCAUAGCCUUCUUAGCAGAAUUUUGUUAGAAACUGGUCGACCUGAAGAAGCAGCUAACGAGUGUCAUUUAGCUCUGAAUCAGAAUGUAUUUUCUUGGACAAGUUUGAAAACAUUAUGCAGUUUGGGUGCAGGAAAUCCGGAACAUGUCUACUCAACUUUGUUGAAAUGUGUCAAGAAAGCUCGUGCAGCGGAUAAACCUAAAAGUUCAAAGCGCACAGGAGCAGCCACUAAACGUUCAGGGAAAUCAACUAAAAAUCUAGAAAGAAAGACACCAAGUGGUAGUAAAGAAGCUGAACAAAAGAUCACUUGCUUUGCACCAAAAAAAACCAAAGCGUGUGUAGCCUCUAAACGAAACAUGGAAUUAAAUAUGCCUCGAAAAGAGGGCAUGGAAACUCGACGUACUACUCGUUCGUAUACAGUUUUGCAUGACAGUGAAAAUCAAACUCUUUCCAAAGAUUUAAGGACUUGUACGCGUUCUCGUGUUGCAGGUUUAUCAACGGGUCGAGCAUUGCGUUUACAAGACAAACAAUUACGCUCUAUGAAUCGCAUUAAUGAAUUGGAGUUACCAAAUGCUCCAUCACCAGAAAUAUCUUCAAUUCAUAAAUUAAUGGAAUCAAAUCAUGGAUUGACAGAUACACCAUCUAAAGUUCAGUCCGAAGCUGCUCAAGAAGCACAGAGAAACCUGGUGAUUGGUACCCGUUCAGGCUCUCAGCCUGGUGUUUUUCCAUUAUUCUCAUAUGAUCAAAACACAGUAAAAUUCAAACAAGAACCGGAAUUAUUAUCGAAUGUAUUCUCGCGUUCGUCAUCCAGUGCUUCAAUAACGUCUUCAACUUGUUCAUCACAAUUACGUAGCCACAAGAAGUCCUCAUCAGAAACGUGUACUCAAAUAAUGCAGCGUCUACAAGCGUUUAUUUUAAAUCCACCAUCAUUAAAUCGUCUUCAAUGUUGUACUGCUGAUUGGUCUUCUUGUUUUGCAACGGUGGUAGAAUAUACUAGUUGGUUAGCAAUGCUUCACUGUGCUGUAGCAGCGUAUCAAUCAAAUGGUGUAAUUGAUUGGUACGGUAAAAUGCCUGAAAAAUGCAAAAAAUUUGCUUUGGCACGAGAAAUGUUGGCUAGAGCCUAUCUAGAAAAGCUUGAUUACACGAAGACAAUAGAAAUCUUGGAGGAGCUUCAUCGAGAAUUUCCUCAUCGUGUUUCAGGCAUGGAAAUUCUUUCAACUGCAUUAUGGCAUGCGCAAGAUUCUCGUCGAUUAUCUGUACUUGCCAUGCAAAUAACAGAGGAAAGCCGUUCUUGUGCUGAAAGUUGGUGUGUUGCUGGAAAUUGCUUCAGCGUUCAAAAACAGCACGAUGUAGCCAUUGAAUGCUUUGAACGUGCGGUUACAGUUAAUUCUCGUUUUCCAUAUGCUUAUACGUUGCGUGCACUUCUUCUUUGUCCCACAGAUUACCGUGCAUGGUUUGGAUUAGGCUUACUGCAUUUCAAAAAGGAACAGCUGAAUCUUGCUCGUGUUCACCUAACCAGAGCUGUUGCCAUAAAUCCAUUCAAUUCAGUUCUGUUGUGCCAGUUGUCCAUUGUUGAACAGUCACUUCAUAAUAAUAACACGGCAAUGGAUUUAUUACAAAAAGCUCUGAAAAUUUCACCCGAUAACGCUGCUUGUAAAUUCUAUCGUGCUCGUUUGCUGUUUGAAAUGCAUGAUUAUGCUCAGUGUCUUGAAGAAUUAAAUGAUUUAAAACUUAUUGCUCAUGAUGAAGCACAGGUAUUUUUUCUUUUGGGCCGCGUUCACAAAAAGCUUGGUGACACACAUCUAGCUUUGCUAAACUUUAGUUUAGCCACAGAAAUGGAUCCUCGAGGUGAGCAGAGUCGUAAUAAUUUCACUGAUGCACCAUAUGAUGACGAACCAUGCUGUCUACCACCCGAUUGA
Molecule: messenger RNA, 2289 nt
Organism: Thelazia callipaeda (thelaziosis nematode)
Lineage: Eukaryota; Metazoa; Nematoda; Chromadorea; Rhabditida; Thelaziidae
Source: the annotation of a GenBank genome assembly